Leptidea sinapis is the source of this 3118-nucleotide messenger RNA. Its product is annotated as ATPase family AAA domain-containing protein 2-like. The transcript has 23 exons. NCBI's taxonomy places the organism in Eukaryota, Metazoa, Arthropoda, Insecta, Lepidoptera, Pieridae. Bases 137 to 3118 code for a protein of 993 amino acids. Gene Ontology annotation, cellular component: nucleus. Gene Ontology annotation, molecular function: histone binding; ATP binding; chromatin binding. Gene Ontology annotation, biological process: positive regulation of transcription by RNA polymerase II. The record is from RefSeq and is a predicted model, not a curated record.
GUUUUUGACAGAUGUUAUAAAAACAAAGCCAGAGUCAAAUUUCAGAUAAAAAAUCGUCGAACACAAACUGAUAUAAAGUUUUUGUGAAAUUAAUCAAUGCUUUGAUUUAACAAUAACUUUUAUUUUCAUUAAGGCAAUGGUGAAAACCAGGCGUAGUAACGGUGAGAAUGGGGAGGUUGAGGAUGGGAAUGAUACACCGAACGAAGCUGGAAGUGUGUCCGAUGAGAAGGCAUCAAACUGGUCACAGAGAGAGCUAAGGAGUAGUCAGUUUAAAGUUAAGAGAAAGAUUCAAAGCUGGCCUACAAGAUAUAGCCGUAGCUGUAGACGGCGAACCAUCACAAUGCCUAGGCUAAUGUUUCCAGAGAGUGACACAGAACCAGAUAAAUAUACUAGAAGGUCCCGCCAGGUGAGAGUAUUUUUUGCAGAAGAAAAUGACACACCUAACAGAAGUAUCAAAAUACGUAGAAGCCGUGGUCCGAUAAAAAACUAUAUGGAAGAAAGUGAAGACAAACAACAGAAUGUGCGGCGCAGCUGUAGGAAGCGUAAACUGCUACAUCACAAUUUCAACGAAAGCUGGAUCACAAACGAGCUCAAGGUCAAAGGGUAUCCGGACCUCUACGGGUACCAGGGGACUAGCUCCUCAGAUGAGUUCACAUCAGGCGACGAGGCUCGGGUUAAUAACAAGAAACUACAGCAGAGAACAGUAACAAGCAACGGUCCUGUAAACACAGAUGAAGACACACAGUUGUCCCGACAGAGGCGGACAUCGGCUAGAUUCAAAAAUGUUAAGGAUGCUUCAGAAUCCGGUUCGGAAAAUGAAAAUAAUGAAACAGUUAUAGAGAGAAAACCUGAGGAGGAAACUAAAUUACAAGAUGAUGUAAAAAUGGAGACCAAUGAACCCCCUGAGAACAACAAACCGGAGAAGACUGAUGACAGCGAAAGCAACCAAAGACCAAUACGAGCAGUCCGAGCUAGGCGCCGACAGAAAAAAGAUGGACAGCAGGAGUCAGCGUCGGAGUCUUCGUCGUCUGACAGCGAGCUAACGUUACGUCCGCGGAGAUCGAACCGCACUCGCACAGCAAAGCCUGCCUUCCUGCAGAUCACACCCAGUCAGACAAGAACACGAGGUAAAACUUUUACAAUUGGGAAGCCAUAUUGUUUAAGGGAAAGGAAACCAAAGAUAUUACGGAGAAAAACUAUUCGAUCUCAAUCACCGUCAAACUCAAGUACAAGCAGUAGCAGUACCACCUCCGAUACAGAAGAGGACCUCAAUGUUUCCAUGAAAAAUAAAACUAAGGGCAGACAAAAAAGCAAAUCUGCCGAUGACAAGAAGACCGAUAGAGCAUUGAAGGAUAUCCAACCUAUUGAAGUUGAUAGAAGUGUCCGAUUUUCUUCUGUAGGUGGAUUAGAUGAGCACAUCAAAUGUCUCCGCGAGAUGGUUCUAUUUCCACUCAUGUAUCCAGAUCUAUUUGACAAGUUUAAAACCCGACCGGCCAAGGGUGUGUUGUUCCAUGGGCCCCCGGGUACUGGCAAGACUCUGCUAGCUCGGGCACUGGCCAACGAGUGCAGUCUGGUCGGUGGAAGGAAGGUAGCAUUCUUUAUGAGGAAAGGUGCAGAUUGUUUGAAGAAAUGGGUGGGGGAGAGUGAACGACAUUUGAAGUUACUGUUUCAACAGGCAAAGAAGAUGAAGCCGUCGAUAAUAUUCUUCGACGAGAUAGACGCGUUGGCGCCCGUUCGUAGUGUGCGUCAAGAACAGGUGCACGCCAGUGUUGUCGGUACACUCCUGGCCGAAAUGGAUGGAGUGUGUGAAAGAGGAGAGGUGGUAGUGAUAGGUGCCACCAACCGUCUGGACGCGGUAGACCCUGCCUUGCGACGUGCGGGCCGCUUCGACCGUGAGCUUCACUUCCCUCCGCCGCAUGCCGCCGCCCGCCGGCAGAUCAUGAACAUUUACACGCGUCACUGGGACCCGCGACCUGAUGCCGAAACACUCGAUGCUAUAGCGGAGGCCACACAGGGCUAUGGAGGGUCGGAUUUGAAGGCGCUUUGCUCCGAAGCCGUAUUGAAGGCGCUCAGAAGAGUUUAUCCGCAGGUGUAUGAAAGUGAACACGCCUUGCUGAUCGAUCCAGAAAAUGUGGAAGUGGCCAGGUGCGAUCUGGAAGACGCAAUGUGUUCGUUGGUGGCUGCGGGCAGUCGCAACGCACCCAUGUGUGUUCGCCGCUUGCCGCCGCACUGUCGGCCGCUGCUAGAACCGCAGGUGCGGGCCGCCGCGCGACUCUUGCCGCCGCAUAACAGAUCAAAGGAGGGCUGUUCACGUAACGCGCUGCUUAUAAGCGGGGAGUGUGCCGAUACUCACGUGGCCUGCGCUCUGUUGGCCCAGCUGGAGCAUCUUACGGUCAAGGAACUGAGCGUGGCGUCACUCCACUCAGCACUGGCCUUCACGCAGGAACAGGCGCUCAUAUCGAUAUUCUCGGAGUGCCGGCGCGCCGACCGCGGCUGCGUGCUGUUCGUCCGCGGAGUGCUGGACGUGUGGGAGUCGCUGCGGGGCCCGGGGGCGGCGCUGAUGCUGCAGCUGUGGCGCUGCGGGGCUGCGGGCGGCGCCUUGCUGCUGGCCACCUCGCACACCGACAUGCUGCCGCCCGAGCUCCGUGAGAUAUUCCCCGAGUAUAAGGAGUGCAUCUACAAGGUGCGCGAGGCCAACGUGACGGAAGUGAUCAACUUCCUGAAGCCGGUGCUCACGGAGGCGCCGCUGCGGCCGCCCGUCCUGCAGACAAAUGAGCCGCCUCCGCCGCUACCUAGGGCGCCACCGCCUCCCCCGCCUCGCGAAAGUGCCGAGGAGAUAGCGCGACGCAAACGCAAGGAGGACUACAAACUGCGCGAACUCCGGAUAUUCCUGCGAGACAUCUGCAGGAAGCUGGCCUCCAACCGCCGCUUCUACAAGUUCACCAAGCCUGUCGAUCUGGAGGAGGUGACAGACUAUCUCGACAUCAUCCAGCAGCCAAUGGACCUGGAGACAAUGAUGACAAAGGUGGAUAUGCAUAAGUACAACUGCGCGAAAGAGUUCCUCGACGACAUAGACUUAAUUUGUGCCAACGCACUGGAGUACAACCCGGACAGGUGA